Molecule: messenger RNA, 1481 nt
Organism: Trachemys scripta elegans
Lineage: Eukaryota; Metazoa; Chordata; Testudines; Emydidae
Gene: TMEM212
Product: transmembrane protein 212
Exons: 3
Coding region: 1-633 (210 amino acids)
Source: RefSeq, a predicted model, not a curated record
AUGAAAACAAAGAGCCUGUAUGAGGGUACCGGAGGGACACUUAUUACCUUUGGGAUUAUAAGCAUUUUCUCUGGAAUUUUUGCUUUCUUUCCUGUUUUUUCUUAUAAGCCUUGGUUUGCUGGCUGGAGCGUUCGAAUCGCCUGUCCCAUCUGGAAUGGAACUUUGGUAGGCCACAACAAAAACGUUAGCAGGGAAAAGGCUGUUAUUGCUGGUGUACUUAUCCUUUUGGCUGACAGAGGACAAACACAAAGAUCACUUUGGGAAGCAAGCUUCACCUUUGGCAUAUUGAGCAUCAUGGGCUCCCCAAUUCAAUUUGCUGUUGCAAUUGUCUCCAUCCUGCUUGGUCCAUACUGCUACUAUUCAUUUGCUGGGAUUGCAGGGACUAACUAUCUCGGUUAUGCAGUUUUGUUCCCUUUUCCCUACGAGGAAUUUAUGUCUCUUUGCAAGGACCCACUGCACUACGAGUGGUACCAUCUGAUUCUACAAAUUCUAGACCUUUGCUCAAGUUUUGUCAUGUUUUGUGCUUCUUUGGCUAUUGUGAUCAAGCUCACUGCAAGACUGCUCCAAUUUGGACAUUUAAAUGUGAGUAUUAAUCAUUAUGGGGAAGGUGGAUUACUGCCGGUAACACAGUAGCUGUGACUACCAACUUCCCUUUACUUAGUGGAAUGUCAAACCUGCUCAAGGGUAGGCCAGAUCCUGAACUCACUCACACCAGAUUUACACUUCAAUAACUCAACUGAAGAAAACAGAACUAUUCCAGAUUUAUACCCAUUCAAAUGAGAUAAAUAUGUGGCCCUGUGUAUCCUUUGUGCCCUCAUACUAUUUCAGCUAAACAGGAUAUUCCUUUAGCAUAUGCAACAAGGGCCUGUGAUAUUAGGACCUGAUCCAACACCCACUGAAAUCAAGUGGAGCUUUUUCUUUGAUUUCAAUGGGAGUCAAACCCGUGGAGCAGAAGCUCUUGAAUUCGCUCCUCCUUUAUGACUGUGAAAUUCUGACUGGCUACAGUGUGGGGUAUGGUUAAAAGCUAUGCAGGCACAGACAUGUUACCUGAACAGCAAGGCAAGGUGUCAAAAAUCAUCAUCAUUAAAGGUGUGUGAUCCCUACUCUGUGCGCAGAUUUAUCAGGUACUGUCUCUGAAAAAGCAUGGGAAGACUCAAGGCUAACGUACAGGCAGCACUAGGAGUCAAGCCCAAACUUCUUGGCAGUUAGGAGCUGUCAAGGCUCAAUCCCCACUUUGUCACUCUGAGUGCAGAAAGUGGGGGCCCACAAAGAUUCUAAAAAUUAAUACUUGCCACUCUAGGCUUGUAUUAAACUCCCAAGAUUACACUUUUCUCUAAUCUUGGCUUGGUAAACGCUGCCACCACCCAAAUGCAAAAAAAACCCAACCCUUGAACCCAGGAAGGAGCACUUGGGAAUGCACGCAGUGGGGUACCCUCGAGACCUUUCACCCCCCACCCCUCCAGGGAAAAGCUGAGAAAAAA